AUGAAACGGAAGAGAGCGUUUUCGCUACGAACUCAGCUGUUUAACAAACAGCUUCACCAUAAAUUCCAACGAGACUACGAAGUAGAGCCUGAGAUGGAUGGCUCGCGAUUGGAAGUCGAAAGCUGCCAGAGCAACAGGUUUAAACGUGACACCAUGAGCCGAUUUAUGGAUUGGUUGCUGCGAAGGAAUAGAGACCAGCGCACAAAGCCGGGGCGGCUGAUUCCGCUGAGUCUUGACCGUUCGGAUGGUGUUUUUCGUGAAUUCACGGGCGAAUAUGGCGACAAAUUGAUUGACCAACGCAACCAUAAGCCAUACAAAAACAACGUUAUCACAUCAUCGCGGUAUACAAUAUACACAUUCCUACCGCGACAGCUAUAUGCCCAGCUUUCACGUCUCGCAAAUGCCUAUUUCUUCCUUGUGGCGGUGCUGCAAAUGAUACCAGGAUGGUCGACAACCGGUACCUAUACCACCAUCGUUCCCUUACUUAUCUUUAUGAGUAUUUCGAUGUUACGUGAGGCAUGGGAUGACUUUCGCAGACACAAGCUGGACAAGGAAGAAAACAAUAAACCCGUCAAGGUCCUAGUUAAAGACCCCAACUUUACGGCCUCCGACGCUGGUCCAACAAGGUCCAAUAGCUUUUACACAUCGCCUCAAUGGCAGCAGAGUGCUACAUCAACGAGCGCACUAAAUCGUACUUAUCCCGAAUCUAUUGAAAAUACUGAUUCAUCCUUGUCGCCGUCUUCGACUACGUUCACUAAUUGGAAACUUUUGGAACGCUCUUAUGGGAUCGAAGUCGUAGAAAGACAAUGGAAAGACUUAAAAGUUGGUGACUACGUUCUCUUAAAUCAAGACGAUUGGGUCCCUGCAGACUUGCUGGUCCUCACAUGUGAUGGCGAAAACAACAAUUGUUACGCCGAAACGAUGGCGUUAGAUGGGGAAACUAAUCUAAAAAACAAGCAACCUCUAACAGAGGUGAGUAAACAAAUAGAAACGGCAGCAGGGCUGGUCCGGUUCAAGGCCAAAGUUACGGUCGAAGACCCUAACAUAGAUUUGCAUAAUUUCGAAGGUAAUCUGGAAUUGCUGGACGACCACAGAAAACUUACCAUCGGAUCGGACCACAUUGUAUACCGAGGGAGUAUCAUAAGGAAUACUCAAAAUGCUAUUGGAAUGGUAGUGUUCACUGGCGAAGAGACUAAAAUUCGAAUGAACGCGAUAAAAAACCCAAGAAUAAAAGCCCCCAAGCUUCAGAGAGCCAUAAAUCUGAUCGUGCUAUUUAUGGUCUUAGUCGUCGCCUGUAUGGCGCUAUUUUCGUUUAUGGCUCAAAGAAUUUUGAAAAAAAGGUGGGUCGAUACGAACAGAGCCUGGUACCUUUUCAAUCAAGACGCCGGUCUUGCACCUACCGUUAUGUCCUUCAUCAUCAUGUACAAUACUCUCAUUCCGCUGUCUUUGUAUGUGACAAUGGAAAUUAUCAAGGCAAUGCAAAGUAAGCUAAUGGAAUGGGACAUAGACAUGUACCACGCGGCGUCCAAUACUCCUUGCGAGUCCCGCACAGCUACCAUUUUAGAGGAACUCGGCCAAGUUUCCUAUAUUUUUAGUGACAAAACUGGUACGCUAACUGACAACAAAAUGAUUUUCAGAGCACUUUCAAUAUGUGGCACCUGUUGGGUCCAUGACGUGGAUCACACAAAUGAUACAUUGGCCAGCUCAGAAUCAAAUGACAGCAAGAAUAUUGACGUUGUAUCCGUUGAUGAUAGAAGCUUUCUCAAAAAUUUCUCACAACCGGAACCUCACAUUGCUGUUUCGAGGAAAACAUCCAUAGAAUACAAAGGAAACAGUUCCACAACCUACACUGGUAGGCCAAGCAUGGCUUCUCGUAUUCAGCAAACGAACAGCCACACCUCAGAGACACACAGCAUAGACAACGUGAAUUCCAGGAGGGAAAGAAACAUCUUAGAAGAAACCAAGUCAUCUGUUGAACUCAUCAAAUACAUCCAGAGAAAUCCUUUUACCUUUUUUAGUCAACGGGCCAAGUUUUUUAUACUGUCUUUGGCUUUGUGCCAUUCGUGCUUACCCAGGAAAGCUUCAGAAUUGGAAGAGGACGACAGUGUAGAGUACCAGGCUUCGUCUCCCGACGAGCUUGCCCUAGUCACAGCUGCAAGAGAUAUGGGUUAUGCAGUCAUGAACAGAAAUGCUAAUUUUCUAGCUAUCAAAUCUUAUCCGGAUGGUUUUGAUAAAGAACCGCUGUUAGAAGAGUACGAGAUUUUGGAUAAUAUCGCUUUCAGCUCCCAGCGGAAAAGAAUGUCAGUCCUGGUACGUCUUCCCCAGGAACCUGGCAGGGUGCUUCUAAUUUGCAAAGGAGCAGAUAACGUAAUCCUUGAGCGAUUACAUAACAGUGAGCUCGCAAAUCAAAAAGCUGUUGAACUUCAAGAAACUACAAGUGAGCGCAAGACUGCAGAAGCGGAUCUGGUAUUGAAACAACGAAAAUCUUUGGAAACUACAGCCGCUGGUCGAGGAAGGAACUCUUUGAAAAGAGUUUCCUCACAGAGGCCAACAGUAGCAAGGCUUUCGUUACAAGCUGCAAGAAGAAGUCUGUCAAGAAAAAGUUUAGGCAAUGGUGAUCCGGAGGGACAAAUCAAUUCAAUUGAUGACUUUCUGAGUAACGUAGAGCGAGCUGACAAUCAAAUAAACGACAUUUACUCCAAAAGUCGCAAAUCUAUACACAAGCAGCAAAAGGAGCGGUACGUGGCUAACCAACAAAACUCUGCAGGGACAGAAGCUUCUGACAUAUCAUCUGACUUAUUGGCGAAAACUCCACCAGAUGUUACAGGAGGUGAACAAGCAGAAAACAUUGAGGACUACAUCGGAGAUGAUUUAUUGUUACAGAAUGAGGAGUAUGUUUUAGAAAGAACAUUACAAGCGAUUGAUGAAUUUUCUACAAAUGGACUCCGAACUCUUCUUUACAGCUAUAAGUGGAUUGACAACGAAGCCUACGAAAAAUGGGCUCUUGGAUAUCACGCUGCAAAAACAUCAUUAGAGAAUAGACAGGAGAAAAUGCACUCAGCUGGAGAAUGUUUAGAAACUUCUUUAAGCCUACUAGGUGUUACAGCCAUUGAGGACAAAUUGCAAGAGGGCGUUGCGGAUGCUAUCAAAAAAUUGAAGAGAGCGGGUAUCAAAAUGUGGAUGCUCACAGGAGAUAAGCGUGAAACAGCGAUCAACAUUGGUCACUCCUGCAAUUUGAUUCAUGAUUACUCUACUGUAGUGAUUCUGUCUGCUGAAGAUGAGAACAUGUCCUCAAAACUAACUGCGCUUACCCAAGAAAUUGAACGCGGAAACGUGGCCCAUUGUGUCGUGGUUAUAGAUGGCGGAACUCUUACGAAUUUUGAGGGAAACCCCACAUUAAUGUCCGUAUUUGUCGAACUAUGCACCAAAACUGAUUCAGUAAUAUGCUGCAGGGCCUCUCCAUCUCAAAAAGCUUUAAUGGUUAGCCACAUUAGGAACACGGACAAGUCAUUGGUGACCUUGGCGAUUGGUGAUGGGGCAAAUGACAUCGCUAUGAUCCAAUCUGCUGAUAUUGGUGUUGGUAUUGCUGGAAAGGAAGGCCUACAGGCAUCCAGAUCAUCGGAUUAUUCGAUAGGGCAGUUCAGAUUCCUGCUUAAGCUGCUGAUGGUUCAUGGACGUUACAACUAUGUUCGCACCUCGAAGUUUGUUCUCUGCACCUUUUACAAAGAAGUUCUAUUUUACAUCACACAGAUGAUUUUCCAAAGACAAACCCUAUUCUCAGGAACAUCGCUAUACGAGCCAUGGUCUCUUUCCAUGUUCAAUACGCUUUUCACUUCGCUUCCCGUCUUAUGCAUAGGAAUGUUUGAGAAAGACUUGAAACCCAUGACUCUAUUGGCCAUCCCCGAAUUAUACUCGAGUGGGCGCUUAUCAGAGGGUUUCAACUUGAGGAUUUUUCUUUUUUGGAUGUUAAUAGCUGCUGUGAACUCGUUGGUAAUAACAUUUUUGAAUUGGAAAAUAUGGGCGAUUUCAUCACUGACAGACAACACCAUCUACCCUAUUGGCUUAAUAAACUUUACAGCCAUCGUUACACUAGUGAAUGUAAAAAUUCAAUUACUAGAGACCCACAAUCGAAACGCCUUAGCCUUUGCAUCACUCAUAAUCUCAGUUGGUGGCUGGCUAGUUUGGUGCUGCUUGCUUCCUGGAAUAUAUUCGCAAGAUGGGUCCUAUGAUGUUUUAGUUGGACUUUAUGAUCAGUUUGGUAAGGACAUAACAUUUUGGUGCUCAUGUCUAGUGUUGAUUGUGCUACCAUUAAUUAUAGACAUCGUCAUAAAAACUGUGAAAAUCAUGGUUAAGCCAUCAGACUCCGAAAUAUUUAUGGAGCUAGAACAGAAGGAUGAAAUCCGAAAAAAAUUCGAACUAAAAGCCUUUAGUGAAUUGUGGCAAGGCUGGACUUGGGAUAGGGACCCAAGCACAAUUUCUAGAUAUGCUGAAAAGGUGCUGCAUCCCGGAAAUGAGUCAUUGAAGGCCGAUUCUAGUGGGAAUCAUACUCGGUCAAGAAAAUACACGAUUCCUAGCGCCACCGAGCUUCCGGAAGGUUCAGCAAGCAAGGUGUCGGUCCGCAGUGGGGCAGCGUUCAACCCUGAAGAAUUUGAAAUGCUACCCAGUGGAAAACUAAUAAAGCGACAAAAAGUUGGCUGCGCUGAACGUGAAGAAGAGGAACCUUUAGCGCAAAGGCUUGGUAAAAAACUUAGAUUCAAGCUCAAAAGUAAGGACGAAGACGUGGACGCUAUUAUCGCCCAGCGCCUGAGAGAUUUAGAGUGA
Messenger RNA from Lachancea nothofagi CBS 11611, 4821 nucleotides. Lineage: Eukaryota; Fungi; Ascomycota; Saccharomycetes; Saccharomycetales; Saccharomycetaceae. The record is from the annotation of a GenBank genome assembly.